This is a messenger RNA of Pteropus alecto (black flying fox), 669 nucleotides long. Its product is annotated as cardiotrophin-2. The record is from RefSeq and is a predicted model, not a curated record. The coding region runs from base 1 to 669 and encodes 222 amino acids. Lineage: Eukaryota; Metazoa; Chordata; Mammalia; Chiroptera; Pteropodidae. The transcript has 3 exons.
AUGCUGCAGAACAGACAGGAGGCUAAUGCAGAGGAGCCAGGCCUUCUGGGCCACACCGAGGACUUCAGCUUUCCCUCCCUCUGCCUGCUGACCCUGCUGCUACCAGCCCUCGGUCCAGGGGCCCCUAUUUCCCCAGCUGAGCCCAUCAGUCAGGCCUAUAGCCUGGCCCUCUACAUGCAGAAGAAUACAUCAACACUGCUGCAGACUUAUCUCCAGUACCAAGGCAGUCCUUUUUGUGACCCUGGCUUCUCAGCCCCUGAGCUCCAGCUCAGCAGCUUGCCUCCUGCCGCUGUCUCCUUCAAGACCUGGCAUGCCUUGGAUGAUGGGGAGCGGCUGAGCCGUGCCCAGGGGGCCUUCCUGGCCUUGACCCAGCAUCUCCAGCUUGUGGGGGAUGACCAGAGCGACCUGAACCCUAGCAGUCCUAUCCUGCUGGCUCAGCUCAGGGCUGCGAGACUCAGGGCCCAAGGCCUGUUGGGCAACAUAGCUGCCAUUAUGACUUCCCUGGGCCUGCCCAUCCCCCCAGAAGAGGAUAUUCUUGGGCUUGUCCCCUUUGAGGCCUCAGCCUUUGAGAGGAAAUGUAGAGGCUAUAUAGUAACACGGGAAUAUAGGCACUGGACAGAUCGAGCUGUUAGGGACUUGGCUCUGCUCAAGGCCAAAUACCCUGGAUAG